Molecule: messenger RNA, 1066 nt
Organism: Oryza brachyantha (malo sina)
Lineage: Eukaryota; Viridiplantae; Streptophyta; Magnoliopsida; Poales; Poaceae
Product: putative RNA methyltransferase At5g10620
Exons: 8
Coding region: 82-672 (196 amino acids)
Biological process (GO): rRNA processing
Molecular function (GO): methyltransferase activity
Source: RefSeq, a predicted model, not a curated record
UUGUUCUUCUCCUCCCAAUCAUCCACGGCGGGGGUGCGUCUCCUGGAGCUCGCGGUCGCGGGCUUCCCGUCCGUCCCCUCGAUGGCGGUCUUGCCAUGGAGCUGCCGCUGUGGGCUCAGCCGCUCCCCCGGAAAGAGCGGAGGUGCACCGGCGCCUUCUCCUCCUGACAGGAGAUCCAAGUACACGGGACAGUCAGUGAGGGCAAUGCCUAUGCGUGUUCUAACAGUUGGAAAGAAGAGGUCUCGAGGGACACAGCUCAUUGUUGAAGAAUACAAGGAGAAGCUUGGUUACUAUUGCGAUAUUGAGGAUACACUUAUCAGAUCCAACCCAAAGCUAACAAGUGAUGUUAAGGUGCAAAUUGAGGCAGAAGACAUGGCUAUGAUGCUGCAGCUGAAGACCGAAGAUUUUGUGGUUGUGCUGGAUGAACACGGGAAGGAUGUCACUUCAGAACAGAUAGCUGAUCUGCUUGGGGAUGCUGGCAACAUGGGAUCAUUAAGGCUCACAUUUUGUAUUGGUGGGCCAUAUGGUCUUGGUGCUCAAGUGCGAGAGCGUGCAGAUGCAACAAUUAGGCUAUCAUCAAUGGUUUUGAAUCAUCAAGUUGCUUUAAUAGUCCUAAUGGAGCAGCUCUACAGGGCAUGGACUAUAAUCAAAGGACAGAAGUAUCACCAUUAGUCAUUAGGCACUAGAAUUGAGUUGCCUGAGCAUUAUGUGGCGCACCUGAACAGAUCAAAAUGCAGGACAUGGAGAUCAUAAUUCACAAACACAUUGGUUUUCAGGUUGGGAACAUACCAUGGAAACUUAACGGAUGCGAUACAUUUUCUCUUGGUGAUUUGCUGGAUUGGUAUGCAGCGUAAUGGAAAUCGAUACUGUGUAGUGCAGAGAUAUUUCGUCCAUCAGUUUUUCGGUAGUUUGAUGUACCCUUUUUAUACGUGAUUGCUAUUCACGUACUGUAUUUUCACUUGCACUCUUAAACUGAGGACAAGGCAAGGGAAACGCUUUUAAAAGAAUAUCAAUGGAGGAACAAUUUACAGCAUUUUCACUCUGCCGCCCCCACAGUGCUACAAGG